This is a messenger RNA of Ochlerotatus camptorhynchus, 1668 nucleotides long. RefSeq names its product FLYWCH-type zinc finger-containing protein 1-like. Bases 1 to 1668 code for a protein of 555 amino acids. The transcript has 7 exons. Lineage: Eukaryota; Metazoa; Arthropoda; Insecta; Diptera; Culicidae. The record is from RefSeq and is a predicted model, not a curated record.
AUGGGUGACAUAGAGCAACAUGACCAGGAGGUUGGCCAAAUUUACUACAUUGCGGAGUUCAUCCCAUCGGAGGCAAUCAAAGAGGUAAAACCGGCAGGCAAGAAGCUCAAACCGAAAUCUGCUGAUUUGGUGUAUCCAAGUCAGGAAAUUAAGACGGAACCCACUUCCGGGGAUACUUCAUCGAAGCUAACAUACACGACCGGCCGCGGAAACAGCGUUCUCAUGUACGAAGGCCAUCGCUACAUCAAGAACAACUCGCACACGCCUCUAACUGCAGCAUUCCUGCAACAGUUUCAGUCGCAGCCGCUGCUCGCCUCACCACAGUUUAGCUUUAAGACCUCCCAGCGGAGCGGUCGCCACUUGCUCGUGGUGAAUGGGGUAACAUUUUUCCGAAACCGACAUCGCAACAACAAGCAAUACUGGAAGUGCAACCAGUACUACAAGUGUAAAUGUCCCUGCAUCGUGGUGAUCGACGAAAUCAACUCCCGCAUGAACGUGAAGCACAUUCACAACCAUGACACAUCGGGGGUCGCUGCCGGCAGUAGUAGCCUCUCCGGGAUGGGUCCGAAUCCGUCGUCGCUGGCCGGGUCCUUUCUGAACGAUAGCCUCCUCGGAGGAAGCAGCUCCAACAACCGGCGAGAGGAAGCAUAUGGGCAGUUUAUGCUGCCGAAGGCGGAAAUGGAAGUGGCCCGGUUCGGGAUGAGCCAGCGGGGUGCCAAGAAACUGCUCUACCACGGCUACGAAUAUGUUAAGGACCGAGACUUUCCCGACUCGACAAACUGGCGCUGUGCCUUGUUUCGCCGGCAGAAAUGCCGAGCCCGGGCAAUCAGCAAAGUCAUCGAGGGUGUCACCUACGUGCGGUUGACGAACGACGCCCACAGUCAUGACGACCGCAUAUUCGAACCGGCUGUUUUCGGUACCACCCGCCGGGGCCAGCAGAAGCUGAUACACAACGGGCAUGCGUAUACCAAGGAUCGCAAGUCGGCCAAGACAUGCAACUGGAAGUGUUCGCUGUUCACCCGCUACAAAUGCAAGGCACGUGCCGUCACCCGCGAAAUCAACGGGGCAGUGUACGUGAAGGUUACCAACACGCUGCACUACCACCCGGUCGAGCAGUACAAGAUCAACUACCGCCGUCUGGACGACAAAGCUGGCUUCACGGAACGAGCCCUGUACGAGUACACUUCCCGCGGAACGCAACGAUUGGUGUACGAUGGGUAUUUCUUUAGCAAAAACAAAACCUACGAAGCCGGCAGCCGGGUGAACUGGAAGUGCCAGUUCUACGAGCGACUGCGCUGCAAGGCCAGGGCGCUUACCAAGACCAUAGACGGAUACGACUAUGUGCGGAUUACCCACGAGGAACAUACGCAUACCCGUGAUAUAACGGAAGCAGGGACUCGCCGACGACGGCGGAGGCGAAAAAGUCGAUGUUUGAAAACGUUGGACAUCCGGAGCCACCAUGUGAGCGUCGUUCCGAGCAGCAAAGGGAAUUUCAAAAUCAUGAUCGACGGAUACAGCUACACCAAGAAUGCGGCCUCCGAGACGAAAACCUAUUGGACCUGUUCCAAGAUCAAAAGCUUAAAAUGUCGAGCCAGGAUUAUCACCUACGCCAAUAGUCCACAAAUUAGCUACAAUCAUCACCACCACCACCAUCCACCGGAUUAUUAA